AUGAGAUUUUACUGUUUCGCUGCCAGCUUGUUAGCUUUGAGCAUGUGUGAAGCAAUAAACAGGCCUGUAUACAAGAUUAUAUUAACGCAAAAAGGAUUCGCACAGUUUCUGCAGUAUGACGUUGACACGCCCCCGUUAAGAGAAUUUACAUUUUGUACCUGGAUAAAAUUUUACGAUUUCACACGUGAUCAAACCCUGUUCAAUUAUAUCGUGCAUGGCAACGACCAUAUUCUAAGGUUAUGGUUGGAUUCUGGAGGGCAUUUUAUAAAAAUUUCCCUCAACGGAAAAGUUUCUUCGAGUAACCCAGUUGAUUUUAGCAAAGGCAUAUGGCAGCAUGUCUGUUUUUCGUACCAAUCGGAUUACGGAGCAUGGGCUCUUUACACUGACGGUCGCCUAGUGGCAUGUGAAGUUUCACAGAGUCUCCAAGGCUUUGUCUUACCGGCUGGUGGAAGUGUUAUUAUCGGUUAUGGCACAUCUAAUGACGGGGCUUCGGGAGGAUUAGAAGGGGAAAUAUUCGGCGCUAAUAUGAUAUUGGCAUCCACUAUUGAAAGAAACUAUACAAUGAAAAGAAAUCCAAAGUUCAAACAAAGAUAUUUCCAUAAAAACAAAGUCACUAGCACGAACAACAUUAAGUACAUUAUCCUUGGAGACAUGCAGACUGCAACCACUCAUAACAAAAUUGAAACCACGACGUCACCAACUUCCAGUACACAAAGUUAUAUUUCAAUUAAAACUCCUUACAGCACUGUGGAACAUGAUGUAGGCAUUGAUUUAAUACCUCAAAGAAAUACAGAUAAUAUGCUAGGAGAAAAGGCCUCUUUGCAUCAGUCGGGAGCAAAAUCAAAACGGAUAUCGAACGAUGAUGACAAAAUUAGUUUUUGGAACAUUAUAGAUGACGCAACAAGUACUCCUAUUUUUAAAGGAAAAUCGCCUUUUUUCCAAGAUUCACAAAACAAGCUUAGUUUAUCAACGUACGAAAUGCCACCAUCCACUAGUCAGGUAGAGGAUUAUUCUAAGUUUCAAACAAACUCGUUUAUGAAGAUAUCUGCAAAACCAAUGAUUGAUUUUAAUAGAAACUCUAUCAUGAAGACAAUUAAAUUACAAAAUGCGGCAAUAUCAAACAUAAAAACUUCACCAGUAAAUUACAAGGAUAACAAUAUGUUCGGCCUACGCCCUGCAUCUAACUUUGCUAAUAGCGUUUUAAAAUAUCUUAAAAAUAGUAAUAUAAACACCAAGAAUGAUUACAGAAAGGUACCGCCUACAAUCCCUCUUUUCAAGGUGUCUGAUUCAUUUCCAUAUGCCUCUAAUACGAGAUUAAUGAGAGCGUUUACGCCCCAUAUUUUCCAAAGAAAACAUAUGUUUGAUCAUCAUUCAAAACUUAUGAAGCGCGAUAUAGAAAACCAUCAGAUAAACGUUCAAAUACUGAAAGAUGAAUUAAGAGACGGCAUUCUAAAAUCUCACACCAAAUUAAAUCCAAUAAACGUUGAGAUAACGAAUAGAGGUAAAAGAAAAAGUCGAGUUUAUAGAAAAAGCGACAAUAGUAAACCAGAAAUAAUUUUAUCCGACGUUUUUAAGCCAAGGCCGUUUUCUGUUGUUACACAUAAACUAAACAAAACGUUUCCUUUAGAAUUCAGAAAAAACACGAGAAUGCCAUUUUUAAAAUCAAGUGAAUAUUCGGUAGAGGAUAAAAAAAUUGAUACAAGCGAUACAAAAAACGAGGCUUAUUCAAAAAGUUUAUCAGAUGGCAACAAAUGGCACAAUGUUAAAACUUAUAGUAACGAUUACACCCCAAGAAAAAUAAAUGUAGAUUUAUCUGGAACGCACACUAACAAAGUAAUAGAUAAUAUUCAAAAUAAAAAGUUACCAUCAAUUAAAUUAAAGUAUAUACCAGACAACCACAAAGUAAUAAAAACAGAUAUAGAUCAUGACAUAAUACAAGGUCGCAAUCUCGCUAUAGAAAUAUCAAAUACUUCGAAUGCACACUCAGAGACAGUUUCUAUACUAAAGUAUAAUCAUGGAUUUCUACCUGGUCAUGAACAUGUAAAAAAUGUGACAUCAUCAAGUGCAUCUGCCCUCAUAAAGGGCUUGAAGAAAGAGCAUAAUUUUAAUCAGAAUAUUAAAAUAGGGAACGCUUUAAACGAACGGCACAUAAUCGGAGUCGAUGAAACACAAAACAGACAGAGUUUUGUCGGUGGAAAUGAAAAUAUUCCAGACAUAAUUAGAUACAGAUCAGAAUUAGACAAAACCAAUGAGCAAGUUCCUCCUUCACUAGGAUCUAAAGUAUGCAAAAACCUUGAACUUUUUGAUCGUUUACUUUACAUACAACCAGAUGGAAGUGUUGAUACUACACAUAUACUAUCGCCUUUAAAGGAAAAGAACAUUGGAAUAACGUUCAUUGUGCAGAAUUAUAAGAAAUGUUCUUUACAGGAAUCCGACAUUGAAAAUCAUCCGUUAUUAUUUAUUGAUUGGAACAACACACCAGUCAGACUCUUUGGUGGAGCCAAUCCGAGGAAAACUACGGAUCUCUGUGGCUUUUUUUAA
This is a messenger RNA of Leptosia nina, 2541 nucleotides long. NCBI's taxonomy places the organism in Eukaryota, Metazoa, Arthropoda, Insecta, Lepidoptera, Pieridae. The record is from the annotation of a GenBank genome assembly.